AUGGAGAAGCAAACCACCAUCGCCUCUUCUUGUUUCUUUCUUUUAUACAUCGCCACUUUUACAGUGGCAGAAGUUCUUGAAGCUCAUCCUCACCUUCAUCAUCAGCACAACAGUCAUAGCUCUGUGAAACUUUUCGUCUUCGGGAAUUCGUAUGUUGAUACUGGGAAUAUCAAAAAGUCUGUGUCUCCUUCAUGGAAGGAACCUUAUGAGAUCACUUUUCCGAGAAAGCCGGCUGGCCAGUUUUCGAAUGGUCGUGUCCUCACUGAUUAUAUAGGUUUGUUUCCUUUCUUUCUCAGGAAACCAAUUUUAUUUUAUUUGUUCCUCUUUGGAGGGACAGGUGUUUUCGAUACAUUGGUCAGUGGACCAAACUUGACCACCCAAAUCGACUUUUUCGAACAACUACUUCAACAAAAAGUCUAUGCCAAAAACGACGUCGUUAAAUCGUCCAUUGCUCUCGUAUUAGUUGCGGGGAACGACUACGCUGCUCAUUUUGGUAGACCAGGCAACGACACAAAGGAUUUGGCAAUGUUUACCAAAUUUAUUAUUAUUAAGCAGCUUACUGUGGAUUUGAAGCGUAUACAUGAUUUGGGAGUGCAAAAAAUAGCGGUUACAACAAUUGAGCCCCUUGGAUGUCUUCCCAGCAUAACUUCCUCUCUUUCGUAUCAAAACUGCAAUGAAUUUGCCAAUAUGGCUUCAAUGUACCACAACCAGAUUCUGCUUCAAAAGUUGGAAGAGUUGAACAAGGAGACAAAGAAUUCUGCAUUUAUCGACUUGGAACUCUAUAAUGCGUUUAUGUCUGCAGUAAAGCCCCCAAAACAUCAUCAAGGUAAUACGACAUUCCAGAUUAACACACUAAAGCCAUGUUGUGUUGGGGUGAGCAAUGAAUACUCAUGCGGGACUCUGGAUCAGACUGGUGCAAAGAAGUACAUUAUAUGA
Messenger RNA from Prunus persica (peach), 936 nucleotides. Its product is annotated as GDSL esterase/lipase At5g03610. Bases 1 to 936 code for a protein of 311 amino acids. Lineage: Eukaryota; Viridiplantae; Streptophyta; Magnoliopsida; Rosales; Rosaceae. Gene Ontology annotation, molecular function: hydrolase activity, acting on ester bonds. The record is from RefSeq and is a predicted model, not a curated record. The transcript is spliced from 5 exons.